UUCAUUCAUGCUAGAAUCAACUAAAUUAGAAAAACUAUGGAAUUUUAAGUAACAGUAGUGUUACAAUAAAUUAAUCUCCAUGGCGAAUAAUAAAAUGAAGAAUGGAGUCGGGUUGUUGUACGCUGCUCUUAUCAUUUUGUUGGCGUGGAUAAAUAGCAGCGACGCACAAGCAAACUAUUGCAAUGUUAAUGGAGUUACCCACCAAGUUGGAGAAACAUGGACUACUGCUACUGGAAAUGACAGAUUAAAAAAGUGUACUUGUACGAGGAGAGGACAAUGGAACUGCUUUUACGCGAGGGAAGAUGCUUUGAUGGUAGUUGCAGACGUUACAAACAUAGCUAAAGUAAAGCUCAGCAACGCUGCCGGAUUUACUACUUCUUUUAUUCGAGAUUUACCUGGUCGCACUGUUGCUGUUGAUGUUGAUAUUGAAAGUGACACAAUUUACUGGACUGAUGUCAGUUAUAAGGGACGUGGGAUCUAUAAAGCAACAUUUUCCAAUGGUCAUAAUCCUAGAAGAAUUAUAACGGAAGAUGUUUACGAACCCAAUGGAAUAGCAGUUGAUUGGUUGGCUAAGAAUGUUUAUUGGACCGACGCACAAAUGAGAUCUAUCUAUGUUGCUAAAGAAAAUGGGCAACAUAAAACUUUGGUCGUCGGAGGUUUAUCAGAACCAAGAGGAAUUGUAGUAUUGCCGUUACACGGCAUCAUGUUCUGGUCAGAUCAAGAAGACGGUACGAUAGAAACUGCCGCUAUGGAUGGCAGUAAUAGGAAAGUAGUCAUAGGUGGACUGGGAUGGCCAAACGAAAUUGCGGUGGAUGUGACAAGGACUAAAAUAUAUUGGAUAGAUGGAAAGAAACGAACGAUAGAAUCGUGUAACUUUGACGGAACUUCUUGGAAGAAAAUUCUUGACUUUGCUAUUACAUUUGACAGUCCUGGAUACGGUCUUUCACUCUUUGGAGGAAGAUUGUAUUUCUCAAUAUGGAGAGAAAAAGCUGUCUAUUCUGUCACGGUGCUUGGGCAAGAUCUGAAGCAAGUUGUUUCAGGUUUAUACGAAAACCUUGCAGGCAUCGCCAUUAUUAAUAGAGAUAUGCAGCAAGCGCCUAUUUCAAACAGUAUGGGACUUUGUCGAAGACAUAGAUCUCCAUGCAGUCAUAUUUGUCUCCCAAAAUCACGAGGAUCAUAUAGUUGUGCAUGCCCGGAAAAAACUGGAAUGGUAUUAUCUCAAGACCAACACACUUGUAAAGUGCCCGAAGAGUUUAUUCUAUUCACUUCUGUACACGAUGGAUCCAUUAUGAUUGCUUCAAAAGAAUUCGGUACAAAACCGAAUCCGGUUUUAUUGACUCAUGCUACACAACCAUCCGGAAUAGACUACGAUCCCAUAGACAAGAUGAUGUAUUGGAGCGAUGUUGCAACAAACGCCAUUUAUCGAAUGAGAUUAAAUGGGACUGGAUAUGAUGUGUUCCUUGAAGACGGAAUCGGAAUCGUAGACGGUAUAGUCGUUGACUGGGUGAAUCGACAUCUUUAUUUUACAAAUUAUGGCUGGGAAGCACAAGAUAAACAAUUCGGACGAAUUGAAUUUAUUCGGCUUGAUGGUACUGGCCGUAAGGUAUUAGUCCAACAAGGCUUAGACAGGCCGAGGGAUAUUGUUAUUGAUCAAGAAAGAGGAUUUUUGUAUUACUCUGACUGGGGAGUGGACGCAAAGGUUGUUCGCCUUGAUUUAGACGGUCGGAAUCCCCAUCUCGUCCCUGUUGUCGUGGAAAAUCCUAACGGUCUCGCACUCGAUGACGCGAUUCUUUUUGUUACCGAUUCUCACCGCAAGAGUGCGCUAGUGGAAGUGAAUGGAACUAUCAUUUAUGGAAGACCACCUUCGUUAAUCAAAUAUGAUACUGCUUUGGAUAAAUUAGAAGAGAAUAUGGACUUGGAAUUUGAGGUUCCCUUUGGACUGUCUAUGGAUCAAAAAACUUUGUUCGUUACUGAUUGGGGAACAGGAGCAGUAUCCGAAAUUGAUGUUAAUACUGGAAUCAUGAAACCAAUAGCAAAAGGAAUUGGUAAACCAACAGGGAUCGUAAGGGCGAGCUUAAAUCCUAAGAAAAAAUAUAAGAAUGACUGCAUGAAAGGUAAAAAGUGUAGUCACGUGUGCGUUCCGGUUGAUCAAGAUUAUUCAUCGUGUUUGUGCCCAGAUAAUAUUGGAAAAGCGAUGUCAGAAAAUGAUUUCGACUGUGUCGCUCCUGAUCGUUUCGUCUUAAUUGCCGAUGUGAAUAAAAUUCUCAUGAUAAGCGACAGUCCAGAUGAUCCAUCAACUUAUAUGGUUGUUCGUACAUUCGAUGAUUACAGCAACAUAGUCGCAAUUGCUUUCGAUCCUAUCACACAUUAUGUGUAUUGGGCAGACAAUGGACGACAAAGGAUCUGUCGUAAAAUGUUGGGAUCCCCAUUAGCUGGCGACGGUGGUACGACAAAGGACAUAGAAGUGAUAUAUACAGAAAUAGAAAUGGUUGAAGGAAUGGCUUUAGAUCCGGACAAUCGACUCCUGUAUUGGACAGAUGGGGGACUGGGUACAAUAGAAAUGAUGGAUCUCAGUGGUAUGACACAUGCUACAGUACACGAACAAUUGAAUAAUCCGAGGGCGAUUACUUUGGACUCUAGCAUGGGGGUAAUAUACUGGACAGAAUGGGGCAGAGCUGCAAUGUUGAUGUCGUCGCGGAUGAAUGGUUACGAUCCCCGCCCUCUAAUUACGACUGAUUUGAAAUGGCCAAACGGACUUUAUUAUGACGUAGACGAAGACAAAAUUUAUGUUGCUGAUGGCGCAAAAUUGAAAUUACAAUCAAUUUCUGCUAUUUCUAGAUCUUACAAUAAUUUCGGUGUCGACAUACUUGACUUUAUUGAUCUCAAUGGAACCGUGGAGCAUUUAUUCGGACUAGGGAAAAUGGGAGCUCACUUGCUGUUUACGGAUUGGGAAACGGGAACGUUGUAUAAAAGAGGAUUGCUGGAAUCUUCGGUUCUCGUUACAAACCUUACUAGGCCGACACAGAUUUAUACUCAUUUUUCAGCAUAUAGACCGGAAAUUAAAAGUCAAUGCAGUACAGCCAUCCACGAUUGCAGUCAUAUAUGUGUACCAAGUGCUGGAAGUUACAGAUGCUUAUGUCCGGACCAUCUCGUAUUGGCAAACAACUUGAAAAACUGCGUAAGACCUGAAAAUUUGCAUCUUUACACAACGACGCUUGAACCACCCGUUACUAUUGAUGAAGACUUAACAACCAUGGCAUGGGGAGAUGAGUUUACAGAAGCAAUGGAAUUCGAGGAAGAAAGAACUUUGCGAUUGGAGAGAUUACCGGAAGUUACAACUGUUGCUAACACAACAGCGAUAAUGACAACAACAAUAUACAUGGAAACUGCGACAACACCAGAACCUACCACCGCUACACAGGCCACGACAACAACACUACCUCCUCUGCCGCGUUUCCCACUAUGUAUGGAGCUCCUGAGCAACGAAACUGCACUUUUCACUAUUUCUAUACCUGAAGAUGAAGGCUUCAUUGAAAUAAAUGCAAACCUUUUGAGUCUUCGUGCCUUGAAUAUUGCUGAUAAAGAUUUGAAUGUUACAUUAGUAGAUACACAAUACUCAAAAGUAUACCCAGGAGUUCAUAAUAUACAAUUCAAAGCUACGGACAGAUAUAACAGAAGUAUAUACUGUAACACUACGGUUACAGUCAAAGAUGUAACGCCGCCAAAAAUACUCUACUGCCCCAGCGACUUGGAUGUCGAAGCGUAUGACGAUGGAAAAACAACUUUUGUGACUUGGAUGGAACCAAAGUUUGAAGACAACACCAGAGUAACACCAAUCGUUGUAAACACCCACAAACCAGGACAAUUUAUGGACGGCAUUCAUACAGUCGAAUAUACGGCUUACGAUACUGCAGGGAAUUCAAUCGUCUGCUCUUUCAUGGUAGCUGUAAUGCACAGAAGUGCCCGCUGCGGUAGUCCAUGGGUACCUCCAAACAGUUACCUCACAUGCCAUUCUGAUAUGGUUACCGGUGAUCAAGUUUGCCAAAUAACAUGCCAAGAUGGAUACAGUUUAUCUCUGAAAACUCCGAUAAUAAAAUGUCGUCAUGAUCUGGAUAAAUAUUCGAUCGACUGGCUGCCAUUUUUGGAUGACAACGUUUGUAAAUUGCCUGCAAUUGGUAACCCUCAGCAAGUUAUUACACUUCAAUAUCCAUGUCCAUGUCGACCAACGUCUACAUUCUAUGAAUAUACUUAUCAAAUUAUGGCUCGGAGACUGAGAGACGCUGUUAGUUGUAUGACAAGACAAUAUUCUCUCGGUCUAUGUAUCAACGCUGAGAAAAAGAUGUUUUUGGAAUGCGUGAAUGCUUCUACAGUAGAACUUGUUAUAAAGGUCGACUUGGCAAAACUGGACGAGGUUUCCACUAUAUCAGAAGCAAGAAGAAUCGUAAAACGUUCCGUUACUGAGAUUUUAGACAAAGCCGUUGGAGGAGAAUUCCAAGCAAGGGGUUCAGACAUGAAGGAUUAUUCGGCUAGUGAAGAAGCAAAAUUGAGCGACAUCAAUGUUUUAUGUAAAAAAGGUUUUAAAGGAGUUAAAGACGGCUGUGUCCAAUGUCCGCGGGGAACUUACUGGCACGAGGGCGACUGUGAGUUUUGUUCUUUGCAUACAUUCCAAGAAAAAACAGGAACACCGCAGUGUAUUGAAUGCGCUGAUGGAACUGGAACAAGAAACAUUGGAUCUACUCAUAGAUCGCAUUGUGUGAAAAUGGUCAGACAAGAAGAGAUCGGCCAACCGAGCGUAAUUUUAAUCGUCUCUUUAGCUGUGGGUGGCGUUGUUUUAAUCGCAGUUAUUUUCUCUAUUCUUGCUGCUUGCUGGUUUAAACGAAAACGGAGAAAGCAGAUUGAAAAAGAAGCAGCAGAGGCUGCCAGAAAAAAGAGAAGGGCGCGUCGUCGGCGAAGUAGUGCUAGCAGCAACCAAGCCUCGAUUGGAGUCGUUCCUGUUCAGGGUGCACCACCCGAACAGGGACAAGAAAUUCGGACUAUAAGUCGAGAAUUAGAUAACGAAUUCGAAUCUGGUGAUAUGAGUAACAGUAGAACGACCUCCAGAAGAAGUGGAACUUCGUCUGGGAAACGAGUCACAAUUAAAGAAGAGACAAUAGAGCAUAGUAUACCACAUAGAGAAGAAACAAUUCCGCAUAAAGCUGACCCCAAACCGGUCGAACCGAGUUGGCGUAUGGCUCUUGUAAUGAGAAACACAGCAGGAAUGAAAAAGAACAUCAAUAAAAUGAAAAAACCUCCAAAAUCAGUAUCUUCGGUCACAACUGAUGACACAAGAAGUGAAACAAGCGCAAUUGAUUCAGCGACAGAAGGAACAACGGAAGCGGAAGAAGAAAGAUACCAAAUGUCGGCUACACAAAGUGAAGCGGAAACCGAUAAGACACUGACCGACGGACAAACAACAGACGGAGAGACUACAAUCAGAACAGACACCGAGACAUCUGUAGGUGCUUCAGAAUCCGAUGCAUCGACAAUACGAAAAAGCAGACGUUUGAUGUCAAGUACAAGUGAUUUAGGUGACGAAACAAUGAGUAUGACGUCAGGGAAUUCCUCACGUGCGACGACGCCUAUAAAAGGAGUUUUAAAAAAACCGAAACGGCUUGUUUCAAUGGACGACUCAGUCGCUUUUACGGCUGAUUCAACGUUCUCAAACACACUGGAAAAUGCACGAAUGUCAGGAGAUACUCGAGGGAGAAACAAUUUGCGUCGAAGUCAAAGGCAAAGCGGUCGGAGAAGCGUUUCUCCACAGCAAGCUGGAAACAAACAACCUCUCGGUAUGCGUCGCUCAGUUAGUGUCGAUAGGGGCCCAAUUGGUGUCGGUGCACACAAAAUGUUCGACCGUGACAGAGAUCCAAGAUUCCAUACGAUGGGACACCGACCUGGAGCUCCAAUGCCACCAAGACCUGGUGGGCCAAUGCCCGGACAGCAACCUAUAUUUCCGCCAGGAGUUCGACCAAGAUUUAUGGGAGGUCCUAGAUUGAUGACCAGACCUCCUCCAGGAGCAGUUAUAUAUCAGCAUCCCAACCAUCCAAACAUGAGAAUGGCGUUUGUGCCUAUGAAUCCAGGUGCAAGACCAAGAAUGCAGCCUGGUCGAAUGCCUAUGCCGCCACCCUAUGGUUACGAUAGCACAUCAGAAUGGGAUUCUAUGUCUCAAGGUGGUAGUGAUAUUGACAUGAGAAAACCUCCACGACACCGGAUGCCCCCACCGGGUAUGAUGCCCGGAUACCCAAGACCUGUUUACGGAAGGAUGAGAAUGCCGGUUGGAGGAAUGAUGCCACCCCCUCAGUAUGGGGCUGGAUACGCAGGGCCAAGACAGCCAAGAUACCCUCCUGGACCCGGGUAUUGAUACCCAAUGCUCACAGCGUUUUGUCACACUCACACCGCAUGAAAAAUAUACAACUCAGUGACUCAAAAUGAACGUCCAAAAAUAUAUUUCGAACAAAAUUUCCUUUUUUUAAAUAUCUAAAUUAGAAACUCGCUGAUAAACUCAUUUUCUGAAUAUAAAAUGAUUUGAUAAUGGACAUAUUUUUUAAGAAUAAUUUAUUAAACAAGUUAUAAUUUAUAAAUCAUUGUUCUUUAAUUAUCAUAUUGCAUCACUGAUGACCGGUUAACCUAUCUCGGAUAGUGAUUGCUCAUAAAUACAAGAAAAAUUAUAGUUUAUAUAUAUUAGCUUCAAAAUUUUGUGUUGCAAUCUCCUUUGCUUUAUAUUGUUCUAAAGCUUUUAUUGCCAAAAUAAAGCGGAAUGAAAUAUAUA
Messenger RNA from Styela clava, 6805 nucleotides. RefSeq lists its product as uncharacterized. Gene Ontology annotation, molecular function: Wnt receptor activity; calcium ion binding; Wnt-protein binding. Gene Ontology annotation, cellular component: plasma membrane. Gene Ontology annotation, biological process: canonical Wnt signaling pathway. Lineage: Eukaryota; Metazoa; Chordata; Ascidiacea; Stolidobranchia; Styelidae. The record is from RefSeq and is a predicted model, not a curated record.